Molecule: messenger RNA, 604 nt
Organism: Numida meleagris (helmeted guineafowl)
Lineage: Eukaryota; Metazoa; Chordata; Aves; Galliformes; Numididae
Gene: POLR2F
Product: RNA polymerase II subunit F
Exons: 5
Coding region: 117-500 (127 amino acids)
Biological process (GO): DNA-templated transcription
Cellular component (GO): nucleus; RNA polymerase III complex; RNA polymerase II, core complex
Molecular function (GO): DNA binding; DNA-directed RNA polymerase activity
Source: RefSeq, a predicted model, not a curated record
GCAGAGCGGCGGCUCGUCUCCGCGGCAACGGCGCCGCCGGGCUACUUCCGGGGACGUUACGUCACGGCGGGAGACCGGAAGUGGGUCGUACUUCCGCCGGGGAGAAAGGCAGCAAGAUGUCGGACAACGAGGACAACUUUGACGGCGAUGAUUUCGACGAUGUGGAGGAGGACGAGGGGCUGGAUGACCUGGAGAACGUGGAGGAGGAGGGACAGGAGAACGUGGAGAUCCUCCCUUCUGGAGAGCGACAGGCAGCAAACCAGAAACGCAUCACCACCCCCUACAUGACCAAGUAUGAACGAGCCAGGGUUCUGGGCACUCGUGCCCUCCAAAUAGCGAUGUGUGCCCCUGUGAUGGUGGAGUUGGAAGGAGAGACAGACCCCUUGCUGAUUGCCAUGAAAGAACUCAAAGCACGCAAGAUUCCCAUCAUCAUCCGUCGUUACCUGCCUGAUGGGAGCUACGAGGACUGGGGUGUGGAUGAGCUCAUUAUCACAGACUGAUCAGCCUCCGGCUGUUGUUUUUGAUUCUUUUCUUCUCCAGCAGAUGUUUCUAUUUUUGUUUAUAUUUGUAUAAAUAAAUUAUAAAUUCUUUCUUCUGUACACCA